AUCCGUCUCUUGUUCGCAGGUUUCCUUGUCAGUGCGUCUGAUGCUCGAGUCGGAGUAACGUCUCUGUGGAUAAUCUCAUUGAGCUGUUCUUCUGAAUACAUCGAUAUGAAGGCGCUAACGGGGCUGCUGCUGUUGGUCUUUGGUCACGGUGUGUCCUCAGUGCUUCACUCUCUGCAGUAUUUCCUCACGGGGUCGUCUGGACUCACAGCCUUCCCAGAGUUUGUUGUUGUUGGGAUGGUGGAUGGAGUUCAGAUUAACUACUAUGACAGCAACACCCAGAGAGUAGUCCCCAAAGAGGACUGGAUGGAGCAGGUCAUCAGAGAUGACCCCAACUACCUGGAGAGGAACACUGGAACGGCUCAGGGUACCCAGCAGGUCUUCAAAGCCAACAUUGGGAUUGCCAAGCAGCGCUUUAACCAGACAGGAGGUGCCCACAUGUUUCAGUUCAUGUGUGGUUGUGAGUGGGAUGAUGAGGAUGAUUCUACUGAUGGUUAUCACCAGUUUGGUUAUGAUGGAGAGGACUUCAUAGCGUUCGACCUGAAGACCCUGACCUGGGUCGCUCCAGUACGUCAGGCUGUCACCACCAAACUGAGAUGGGAUCAGGAUAGAGCUCUGAAUCAACACAGGAAGAACUACCUCACCAAGGAGUGUGUUGAUUGGCUGAAGAGGUACCUGGCCUAUGGGAAGAGCACUCUGCAGAGAACAGAGCGUCCGCGGGUGUCUCUGCUCCAGAGGAGCCCCUCCUCCCCAGUGGUGUGCCAUGCUACAGGCUUCUACCCUGACAGGGUGGUGGUGUUCUGGAGGAGAGACGGCCUGGAGCUCCAUGAGCAGGUGGACCCCGGGGAGGUCCUCCCCAACCACGACGGGACCUUCCAGGUCAGCGUGGACCUCAACCUCACGGCCGUCCCACAGGAGGACUGGGGGAGGUACGAGUGUGUGGUCCAGCUGAAAGGCAUCGAGGACAUCUCCACCCCCCUGGACCCCGCCCUCAUCAGGACCAACGGGGUCAAGAGUGGCCUCACCAUCCCCAUCAUCAUUGGGUUGCUUGUUCUCCUCCUCGCUGCUGCUGCUGCUGCUGUUGGAGUCCUUCUGUACAAGAAGAGGAACGAUUCAGACCAGCGUCACAAACCAGUUGGUUCUGACACCAGCUCUGAGAACACUGAGGGGCAGAAUCCGGCUCCUGAGGCCCAACCUCUGACCACAGUCAGUACUUUACCACUUUACAAUACUUAUUCAGAGCAAGGCAAGGCAAGGCAAAUUUAUUUAUAUAGCACUUUUCAUACACAAGGCAGACUCAAAGUGCUUCACAUAUAAACAGUGUCAUACAAU
This is a messenger RNA of Gadus macrocephalus (Pacific cod), 1329 nucleotides long. RefSeq names its product major histocompatibility complex class I-related gene protein-like. Gene Ontology annotation, biological process: immune response. NCBI's taxonomy places the organism in Eukaryota, Metazoa, Chordata, Actinopteri, Gadiformes, Gadidae. The coding region runs from base 106 to 1314 and encodes 402 amino acids. The record is from RefSeq and is a predicted model, not a curated record. The transcript is spliced from 8 exons. Gene Ontology annotation, cellular component: external side of plasma membrane.